AUGUACGCCAAAGGGAAAGGUUCUACUGUCCCCUCGGAUGCUCAGGCAAGAGAAAAACUUGCCUUGUAUGUUUACGAAUAUUUACUUCAUGUUGGGGCACAGAAAUCAGCACAGACGUUUUUAUCAGAGAUCAGAUGGGAAAAAAACAUAACCUUGGGGGAACCACCAGGGUUUCUACACUCAUGGUGGUGUGUAUUCUGGGAUUUAUAUUGUGCAGCUCCAGAAAGGAGAGAAACUUGUGAUCACAGCAGUGAAGCAAAAGCAUUUCAUGAUUAUGGUUUUGUAAAUUCAGGCUACAGUGUCAAUGGCAUGGCACCAAAUGCAGCGGCACCUAGUCCUUUAGGUCAGAUACCUCCACAAGAUGGCAUGCCAGGCGGCCCUAUGCCACCCAGUUUUUUCCCACCUCCCGCUUCCCAGCCAUCCCCUCACACGCCACCUCACAACCCUAUGAUGAGUCAGAGUCAGCCAUUUAUGUCACAUAGGUAUCCAGGUGGUCCCAGAAUGCCUGUAAGGAUGCCUAGUCAAGUAGAUUUCAACACAGGGCCUCCUGGGCCAGGUGGUGGGCAGUUGCCUAUGCCUAAUAGUAUGGAUCCAAGGCCAGGUCACCCAGGAAUGAGUCCCAUGCAGAGAAUCAACCAUCCAGGUGCAAGAAUGCCAGUUCCAAUGAAUCCUGUUGAUCUUCCCUGGCAGAUGUAUGAAUCCUUACAGAGUUACAGAGGUCCUCCACCACCAAACUCAGGCAUGGGACCGGGGCCUGGACCUGGAGGAAUGCCACCCUUAUCCAUGCCUGGAGGACCAGGAGCACAAGGCAGAUGGCCACCCACAUCAUCAUCUAUGAAUUGUGCAUCACCAGCAAAUUAUAAUAUGAAUUGUGCAUCACCAGCAAAUUAUGAUUAUGUGCCACAGGGCCCCCCACAAUCAGGAGGGCCUCCAGGCACACCAAUUAUGCCUAGUCCACAAGGUGAGAUGCGAAGAACUCCAACCUCAUACAGCCCUGUUAUACACGAUGCAGGAGGUACAGGUGACCCCAUGUAUAUGCUGAAACAAGGACCUCCAGGGAUGACAGGAAUGCCAGGGUUUCCAAUGGGCGGACCAGAUGGACCGUUGGGUCCAUUAGGACCAGGUGACAUGCCACAAGUCAUGAAUGGUGACAUGGAUGGUCUCAAGAAUUCCCCAGCCAAUGGACGUGGGACUCCGCGAGAUGAUAUGCCCUCUGUUGUUGGGGGAGACCUGGGCCCCUAUGGCCUAGGAGGCUAUCAGGACAGU
Candidula unifasciata is the source of this 1266-nucleotide messenger RNA. NCBI's taxonomy places the organism in Eukaryota, Metazoa, Mollusca, Gastropoda, Stylommatophora, Geomitridae. The record is from the annotation of a GenBank genome assembly.